UUAAAGGCACUUGUGUCCUCUCAUCGAAUUAAUUUCUUUAUCCCAUUUAUUUCGCUGACAUUUCUACGGCCAUCUCUUCAUUUACAAGCAUAAAAAUCCUUCUUUCUCUCUUUCUCUCUCCCGCUCUUUCUCUUUCUCUUUCCCUUUCUUUCUGUCUCUCUCUCUCUUUAAGUUUUUCCUUUUCCUGUGUUAUAUAAAGAGUGAAAUACUUACUAUCUUUCUUGCUGGCUUCACUAGCAAAAUGGGUCGGUCGCCAUGCUGUGAAAAGGUGGGCUUGAAGAAAGGACCAUGGACACCUGAGGAAGAUCAAAAACUCUUGGCUUAUAUUGAAGAACAUGGUCAUGGAAGCUGGCGUGCCUUGCCAGCAAAAGCAGGUCUUCAAAGAUGUGGAAAGAGCUGCAGGCUUAGAUGGUCUAAUUAUCUGAGACCUGACAUUAAGAGAGGAAAGUUCAGUUUGCAAGAAGAGCAAACCAUUAUUCAACUCCACGCCCUCUUAGGCAACAGGUGGUCGGCUAUAGCUACUCACUUGCCAAAAAGAACAGAUAAUGAGAUCAAGAACUACUGGAAUACGCAUCUUAAGAAAAGGUUAGCCAAAAUGGGGAUUGAUCCAGUGACCCACAAGCCAAAAAAUGAUGCCUUGCUUUCCAGUGACGGUCAAUCCAAGAAUACCGCAAAUCUUAGCCACAUGGCUCAGUGGGAAAGUGCCAGGCUUGAAGCUGAGGCUAGGUUGGUUAGAGAAUCCAAACUACGUUCACAUUCAUUUCAGCACCAGCUCAGCCCUACAGGGUAUGUUUCUCGUUCAGGUUCAGGUUCAGCUUCUGCUUCUACUUCAGCACAGCCACAGCGGUCUCUUGAUGCACCAAAAGCUUGGAAUGAUGGGUGGUCUAAAUUGUGUACUGAAGGUAAUAUCAUUGGUCUUAACACUGCUGGACUUGGAGCUGACCUUGAGUCUCCAACAUCUACUGUUACUGUUUCAGAAAAUGCACCGCCACAGAUCAUGAAUUCAUCAGGAACUGGAGGACAGAAUUCUAUUCCGAUGAUUGAGUUGGUUGGCACUUCAGGUUCAUCAGAGACAGGAAUUAUCAAAGAAGAAGGUGAACAUAAUUGGAAAACCCUUGGAAAUUCAAAUCAUCAUCUAUCUGAGAAUUCGGUUUCUUUUACAUCUGGCCUUCACCAUUCUGACAUGACAAUUUCCAUGGAAGGGCCGUGGACUCCAGAGUCUCUGAGGUUAAAUAGCGGUCAUCUUCAAAUAGGAAAUGUCAUGGAAGAAGGUUUCACUACUCUCCUUCUUAGUGAUUCCGGUGACCGGAAUUUGACGGAUAGUGGAAAGGACUCAGAUCAUAAUAGUGGUGGCAGUGGCGGCGAUUAUUAUGAAGAUAACAAGAAUUACUGGAACAGCAUUCUUAAUUUGGUGAAUUCUUCUCCCACAGAUUCGCCCAUGUUCUAAGAAUAAUAUUGAUGUUCUUGCUGAGAAGUAUCACUUGAAUUUCUCAACCCAAGUGUAGUGAAAUUGAUUUUUUUUUUUUUGUUACUUCCCAUUAUUUUUUUCCAUUGUCAUUCAAAAGUGAUAUUUAUACAAUAGGAAAAUGUUUUUACCAAAAGGGUAUGGGUUGCUUCCACUGUUUCUGACUUCAGAUUCAAGUGUGAAUUCACAAGAUGUACGGAAGCAACAAAUGCCAUUUUUGGCUCUCCCCCUAUGUCGUCUAUAUAUUCUUCUCUAUUUGAUGUGAAUUGUUAAUAGCUAGCUAGGCUAGGCUGCUGCUUCCACUGGGUUGCGUUCAAGUUGAAUAGUAUUCAACUUGUUUGUCAAACUUAUGACAAUUGACAUGUUUCCCAUGUCCUGUUGUUCUCAUCAAUUGCUUCUGCUCAUAAAUUAUUACAUAUAAGAUAUUUUAAUUUUAAUUGUAA
This is a messenger RNA of Hevea brasiliensis (rubber tree), 1908 nucleotides long. RefSeq names its product transcription factor MYB16. The coding region runs from base 242 to 1447 and encodes 401 amino acids. The record is from RefSeq and is a predicted model, not a curated record. The transcript is spliced from 3 exons. Lineage: Eukaryota; Viridiplantae; Streptophyta; Magnoliopsida; Malpighiales; Euphorbiaceae.